This is a messenger RNA of Corylus avellana, 1911 nucleotides long. RefSeq names its product fumarase 1 (gene FUM1). Lineage: Eukaryota; Viridiplantae; Streptophyta; Magnoliopsida; Fagales; Betulaceae. Gene Ontology annotation, molecular function: fumarate hydratase activity. Gene Ontology annotation, biological process: tricarboxylic acid cycle; malate metabolic process; fumarate metabolic process. Gene Ontology annotation, cellular component: mitochondrion. The record is from RefSeq and is a predicted model, not a curated record.
CCUAAACCCCAAUAAAGUACCGCUACAUUCCAAGAGAAUCCCAUUACUCCGGCGUCACGUGCUGUGCACCACUCUCCUCUCCCCAAUAUCUUUCUUCAAUUUUACCAAACCCUCCAAUCUUCUGACCCUCACUCCGAUCAAGAAGGAGCUCAUCGUCUUCCUCAGGUAGGACGAGAAAUGGCGAUGUAUGUUGCGUCGCGGCGAUUCUCAGGUGGAUCAGCGGUAGGAGCGUUGCGUUAUGCUGCUUGUACUUUCUGGAGACCCUAUUCGACGUCGUUCAGAGAGGAGAGAGACACUUUCGGACCAAUCCUCGUCCCUUCGGACAAGUUGUGGGGGGCACAGACGCAGAGAUCGUUGCAGAACUUUGACAUUGGAGGCGAGCGUGAACGAAUGCCCGAUCCAAUCAUUCGUGCCUUUGGUGUCCUUAAGAAAUGCGCUGCCAAAGUGAACAUGGAGUAUGGUCUUGACCCAGCCAUUGGGAAAGCGAUAAUGCAAGCUGCCCAAGAAGUAGCGGAGGGAAAGCUAAACGAUCAUUUUCCACUUGUUGUAUGGCAAACUGGCAGUGGCACUCAAAGUAACAUGAAUGCCAAUGAGGUCAUUGCAAAUAGAGCAGCUGAGAUCCUUGGCCAUAAGCGUGGUGAAAAGUUUGUGCACCCAAAUGAUCACGUGAAUAGAUCACAAUCUUCUAAUGACACCUUCCCUACUGUAAUGCAUAUUGCAGCUGCAACAGAAGUAAAUUCUAGAUUAAUACCGAAAUUGAAACAGUUGCAUACUUCACUAAAUUCAAAGUCCAUUGAAUUCAAAGAUAUUGUAAAAAUUGGACGCACUCACACUCAAGAUGCCACGCCUUUGACUCUUGGGCAAGAGUUUAGCGGCUAUUCUACACAAGUGAAGUAUGGAGUUGACCGGGUCUUGUGCACUCUACCCCGAAUGUAUCAGCUUGCACAGGGUGGUACUGCUGUGGGGACGGGAUUAAACACAAAGAAAGGGUUUGAUGUAAAGAUAGCUGCAGCAGUAUCUGACGAAACAAACUUACCAUUUGUCACUGCAGAAAACAAAUUUGAAGCUUUGGCUGCACAUGAUGCUUUUGUUGAAGCCAGCGGAGCACUUAACACAAUUGCUGCUUCUCUGAUGAAGAUUGGGAAUGACAUACGUUUAUUAGGAAGCGGUCCACGUUGUGGCCUUGGUGAACUCAUUCUUCCUGAAAACGAGCCAGGCAGCAGUAUUAUGCCUGGAAAGGUCAAUCCUACUCAGUGUGAAGCUCUCACUAUGGUCUGUGCUCAAGUUAUGGGAAACCAUGUGGCCAUUACAGUUGGUGGAUCGAAUGGUCACUUUGAACUUAACGUGUUCAAGCCAAUGAUUGCAAGCGCUCUUCUACAGUCGGUGAGAUUGCUUGGGGAUGCAUCGGCCUCCUUUGAGAAGAACUGUGUGAGAGGAAUUCAAGCUAAUAGGGAAAGAAUUUCAAAAUUGCUGCAUGAGUCACUGAUGCUUGUCACAUCCUUGAACCCUAAAAUUGGUUACGACAAUGCUGCUGCAGUUGCCAAGAAAGCGCACAAGGAGGGAAGUACUCUGAAGGAAGCUGCAUUGAAACUGGGAGUGCUAACCCACGAAGAAUUUGAUACUCUUGUGGUGCCUGAGAAAAUGCUUGGCCCCUCUGACUGACAAGCUUAUCAAAGAUUUUGAAGCUCCUGAGAAUUGAUUUCAGCAUUGGCUGAUGUUUCAUUUUUGCUUUAUUUUUUUCAUUCAGUUGGAUAAACAAUUCUUGAGGUUUUCUCCGUGGCUGGCUUGUGUCUUUUGGGUAGUGACAGUAGCAGUUCAUUAGGUAAAUAAGGGGAAAGCCUCCCUCAUUUUGUAAUGAUUGUAUGAGAGAAAUCUACACACCAUAAAUAAAAGAAAUGUGAUUUAGCAUCA